Molecule: messenger RNA, 1271 nt
Organism: Bombus huntii
Lineage: Eukaryota; Metazoa; Arthropoda; Insecta; Hymenoptera; Apidae
Product: enoyl-CoA delta isomerase 1, mitochondrial-like
Exons: 6
Coding region: 280-1113 (277 amino acids)
Biological process (GO): fatty acid beta-oxidation
Cellular component (GO): mitochondrion
Molecular function (GO): enoyl-CoA hydratase activity
Source: RefSeq, a predicted model, not a curated record
UGCCCGCGAUCCAUUCUGUUCCACUCCGUUCCGUUCCAUUCUUACAAGUGUAUUUAUUUAAAUUCUUUUACUAUAUUUUUUACUCUUACCAUUUACUAUAACAUUAUGUUCUGUAUAAUAAAACAACUGAUUUAAAUGAUAAUUAAUGUAUUAAUUGUAAAUGUAAAUUGUAAAUGUAAAUAAUUAAAUUGUACAGAAUAGGUUAUUGAGAUAUCUUUAAUAAGUUACUUAAGUUAGUAGCAGAGAGAAACAAAGGAUUUAAUCCAUAUCUGAUUAAACAUGUUUGCUAUAAAAAAAAUUUUGAACAAAAUACGAAUUCCUUUAUACCAAACUUAUGCCACAAAUUCAAAAUUAGUUGAAAUUUCAAAAAAUGAUACAGGUAUUGCUACAAUAUCUAUGGCACGUUCACCUGUAAACAAUUUAAACAAAGAAUUAUUAAAUGCUUUAAACACGUCCUUAAUGGAUGUACAAGAAGAAAAAUGUCAAGGUGUUAUAUUAACAUCGUCAUUAUCAAAUAUAUUUUCAGCAGGACUUGAUAUAAACGAAAUGUAUAAUCGGACUGAAGAACAGCUAACUGAAUAUUGGCAAACAUUGCAAGACACAUGGUUAACUUUAUAUAAUUUGGAAAUGCCAAUAGCUGCUGCAAUUAAUGGUGCCAGCCCUGCUGGAGGAUGUCUUUUAGCAAUGUCUUGUGAAUAUAGAGUUUUAGUUGAAGGAAAGCAUACUAUAGGAUUGAAUGAAACACAAUUAGGAAUUAUUGCUCCAGAAUGGUUUAGAAAUAUAUAUGUUGACAUAUUAGGACAUAGAAGAGCUGAAUUAGCACUUUUAAAAGGAACCCUAUUUCAUCCAAAGGAAGCAUUAGAAAUUGGAAUUGUAGAUGAAUUAGCUUCUGAUAAAGCCAAUGCAAUCCAAAAGUGUCAAAAUUAUAUUGAAUCUUUUAAACACAUACCCUCCAGAGCUAGACAAGCAACAAAAAUGGAGUUAAGGAAACGUAAUUCAUUAUGGUUGAAAGUAAACAAACAUAUGGAUCUAAAUCAAUUUUUAACACUUAUUCAAUUACCGGAAGUACAAACUGGCCUAAAAUUAUAUAUGGAAGCUUUGAAGAAAAAAUAAGAAACUUUAAUCAAAGUGUCGUAUUUUAAACUAUCACGUUAAAGAUUAAAUAUUUUUAUACGAUUUUUAUAGAAAUAAAAUAUUUUAUACGAGAAUAUAUUCAUGUACUAAGAGAUAUAUUAUAUUGUUUAAUAAAUAUAUACAGUUCAGCAAAAAUA